Molecule: messenger RNA, 3263 nt
Organism: Stegastes partitus (bicolor damselfish)
Lineage: Eukaryota; Metazoa; Chordata; Actinopteri; Pomacentridae
Product: fatty acyl-CoA reductase 1
Exons: 9
Coding region: 2122-3156 (344 amino acids)
Biological process (GO): long-chain fatty-acyl-CoA metabolic process
Cellular component (GO): peroxisome
Molecular function (GO): alcohol-forming very long-chain fatty acyl-CoA reductase (NADP+) activity
Source: RefSeq, a predicted model, not a curated record
CAGAUUAAUGUUUGAUAUUUUUCUGUAAUAAUCCAGAAAAGAAUGUAAAAAACAACUAAACGUUUUCUGUUUCCAAACUGAAUGUGACCUCUGAGGGAUUUGUUUGUUCAGCGGUUUAAAUAAAAUCUCAGCCUCUGAUAACCUGCUGAUAAACUCCUGUUGCUUUAAGUUUUGUUUGUAAUAUUAGUUUGAAUUAUAUCAGCAGCGUGUAGGAGGUCAGGUUAGUUUCUGGAUCUCUGCUUUUUAAAAAUUUUAUCACAUCCGGAUUUCCAGAAGUUGAUUUAAUCCACUGUUUAGACUGUUGUUCUGGAAGUGAAUGCAGAUUAUUGCAUUAAAAUAAAUACACACCUUAUCUACAAACUUAAAUAAUCAUUUACCAUGACCUGGACUCAUAUUUACAGACGUACAAAUCUGUCUUUAAAAAAAAAAGAAAAGAACAAAAAAUCCACAAAGAGACACAAAAAGUCAAGAAAGUUCUGACAGUUGUCACUGAAUUACUUACAUACAAAAGAAAUCCUAAAAACCUGUUGAUUCUCGGGCAAAUUUGGCUGCAUUGGGCUACAACAUGAGCCCUGAAUUUCAGGCUAUAUUAGUGUACGUUUGGAAAAAUGAAUUUAGCCGAAUUAUUAAUUAAUAGCUCCUUGUUUAUAAUGCCAGUUGUCAUGUUGACAGCUGUCACUGAAUUACUUUGACACUGAAGAAAACUUUUAAAACAGAUGAUUUUCAAUGAAGUUCGGUAGCGUUCCAGUUCCUGCAUGUUACCUUUUUUUUUAGCCUAUAUUUAUUCAUUUUAGCAUAUAUUCAUUUACAUUUUUAAAAGUCAAGUUAGCCGAAUUAUCUUUUAAAAGUUUAGCUUUUGUUCUGUAACACUGACGUAGUGACAGCCGUCACUGAUUUACUUUUAUACUAAAGAAAUCUUAAAAACCUGUUGAUUCUCUGUCAAGUUUGAUAGCGUUGGGCUACAACGUGAAUCCUGAAUUUUAGGCUAUGCUAAUGUACAUUUGGAGAAAUAAAGUAAGCCGAAUUAGUUAUCAAUACUUCCUUGUUGUUAAACGUCAUUAGUCAUACUGACAACUAUCACUGAAUUACCGAAAUGCUGAAUAAAUCUUUAAAAACGAAUGGUUUUCAAUGAAGUUCUGAAGUGUACCAGUUCCUGCAUGUUACCUGCUUUUAGCCUGUGUUUUUAAAAAUCAAGUAUGCCGAAUUAUGCAAUAACAGUUCUUUGUUGUUAAACACCAUUAGUUAUCUUGACAAAUAUCGCUGAGUUACUUUAUGACUGCAGAAAUCAUAAAAACCUGUUGAUUCUCAGGCUAGUUCUGAAGCGUUGGGCUGCAAAUUGAGCCCUGAAUUUCAGCCUACAAUAAUUUACAUUUUUGAAAAUUAAGUGAGCCGAAUUAUCUGAUAAAGGUUUAUGUUUUGCUCUGCACCACGGAUGUACUGACAGUUGUCAAUGAAUUACUUUCAUAAUGCAGAAAUCUUUAAAAACGUAUGACUUUCAAUGAAGUUCUGUAGCGUUCCAGCUGAUGCAUGUUACCAAUGUUUUUAGCCUAUAAUUACCGACAUUUUUCAAAAUGAACUUGGCCGAAUAAUCCAUUAACAGUUCUUUGUUGCUAAACAUCGUUAGACAUGUUGACAACUAUUACUGAAUUACUUUGAUACCGAAUAAAUCUUUAAAAACGGAUAAUUUUCAGUGACGUUCUGCAGAGUUCCAUCCUUCUUGUAUAUUGUGUCAAAAUAAUGAACUUUUUUCCCCUCAUAAACACGAGAUAACACUUUUCUAAUAAAGAUAAACAUGAGAUAAUCAGUCACCUGCGAGCUUCCUUCUUUCCUGGAUGAAACGCGUGUCUGAGUGCGCAUGUGAAGUUUUCCGAGGACGCGCCGAAGCCAGCAGGAGUGAGACCUCCCCUCCGUCCUAUCUGCGCAGCCACCGCCGUCCCUUGACGUCACUCCGGUUCAUUUAUUCGGUGGCUUCCUGCUGAGUCUCCACUCCGUCUCCCGUAGCAGUCCGCGCUGCUGCUGCUGCUCCGCCGCACCGACGCACCGACAGCUCCACGGCCGGGGGGAAGCGUCCACAUUCCGGGUGGAGAACCGAGCAGCUCAGCGAACAGGACUGCAGCCAUCAUGGUGAACAUCCCAGAAUACUUUGCAGGGAAAAAUGUGCUCAUCUCUGGAGCGACGGGCUUCAUGGGGAAGGUUCUGCUGGAGAAGCUGCUGCGGUCGUGUCCAGACGUCAGGUGUGUGUACGUGCUGGUUCGGUCCAAAGCCGGCCAGAGUCCUCGGCAGCGGAUCGCCGACGUCCUCAACUGCAAGCUGUUCGAGAGGCUGCAGGACGAGCAGCCGGGCUUCGCGGAGAAGAUCGUGGCGGUGAACAGCGACCUGACGCUGCCGGACCUGGACCUGAGCCGAGACGACCAGAGCGUCCUGAGCGACGGCGUCCACGUGGUGUUCCACUGCGCCGCCACCGUGCGCUUCAACGAGCCGCUCAAGUCAGUCGCAUUCUGCUUCUGUAGCCUCCUGCUGGUUCGUCUGCUCUAUGUAAGUCUACUGUUGUCCUCCUUUGGCUCCAGCUGGAUGGAUGACGAUCUGGUGUCGACGCUGACCCCGAAGCUGAUCGGAGAGCGUCCCAACACCUACACCUACACCAAGGCUCUGGCGGAGUAUCUGGUGCAGCAGGAGGCCGGAGACCUGAACGUGGCCAUCGUCAGACCCUCCAUUGUGGGAGCCAGCUGGAAGGAGCCCUUCCCGGGCUGGAUUGACAACUUCAACGGACCCAGUGGGAUAUUUAUUGCUGCUGGUAAAGGCAUCCUGCGUACGAUGAGGGCGUCCAACGAUGCCGUGGCCGAUCUCGUCCCCGUCGACGUCGUCAUCAACGCCACGCUGGCUGCAGCCUGGUUCUCCGGAUCUCAGGCCAGGCCUAAAAACAUCCUCGUCUACAACUGCACGACCGGAGGGAUCAACCCGUUCCACUGGGGGGAAGUCGAAUACUGUAUAAACAUGACCUUCAAGACCAAUCCCUUAGAGCAAGCCUUCAGAAGGCCCAAUGUCAAUCUGCGCUCCAACCCCUUUACUAAUCAGUACUGGACCACCGUCAGCCACACUCUGCCGGCUCUGCUCUAUGACGGCUAUCUCAGGCUGAUGGGCCGCAAGCCCCGGUAAGGUUUCAACUGCCCCCUCAACUCCGUCCCAGUCGGCCCUUCACGUGUUCCCCACAUGUUCCCCACAUGUUCCCCACAUGUUCCCCACAUGUCCCCCACAUGUCCCUA